Messenger RNA from Cylindrotheca closterium, 363 nucleotides. The record is from the annotation of a GenBank genome assembly. Lineage: Eukaryota; Bacillariophyta; Bacillariophyceae; Bacillariales; Bacillariaceae.
AUGCAACAAGGUCAUUGGAUUCUCGACUUGAAUUCCAAAAAAACCCUUUGCCGACAGAGAGUCGAGGUUUUCCCAAUCACAAAACAAGUGAUCCAGAAGAUUGAAGGUAUGGCUGCCGCCAAAGGCGUCACAUCUCUCAAAUUCUAUUAUAAAAAUGGUGAAGUCAUCCUGGAUGGUGAUUUGCUUGAAGGAGUGGACCAAGACAAUCUGUGGGAUGAAGACUACACACCAAGUGAAACAGAACAAGAACGAGCCCGUGACAACAAUCUGAGAACUACUGAAAUCCCAGAUGAAGAGCUACAAGAUCUACAAGACGAUUUUGAUGAGCACUUUGGAUCAAGUGACAGCAACAGUGAUUCUUGA